AUGUUCGGUAGCUUCAAGCAAACGAGGCUCUUCUCUGAACUGGACCAGUGCAUUGAAUAUGCCCGAGAAGCUGUCUCAUGCUGUCCGCAAGAGUCGCCCGCUUGGGCCGCGUCGUUGGACAUCCUCUCGCAGUCGCUGAUUUCACGAUAUGAGGAACUGGGCGAUCUGACAAACGUGCAAGAGUUUGUGUCCCUCCACCGCAAAGCGCUUCUCCCUCGUCCUCACGGUCAUCCGGACCGCUACCAUUCUCUGCUGUCGCUCGCAAAAGCAUCGCAUACCCAUUUCUGUCACACUGGCGAAUCCCAGGAAUUGACCGACGCCAUCGAGUUCGGAUGUCUCGCCCUCUCACUCUUCGAUUCCGCGUCCCACGACCAGCCCACAUUUUUUACCACCGUAGCUGCAUUGAUGCUCAGCAGCUUCAAGCAAACAUAUCUUUCCCCCGAACUGGACCAGUGUAUUGAAUAUGCUCAAGAAGCCGUCUUGUGUUGUCCGCCGGAGUCGCCCGCGCGGGCCGCGUCGCUAGAUAUUCUCUCGCGGUCGCUGCUCUCUCGGUACGAGGAACAGGGCGAACCUGCUGAUCUAGAGGUAGCCAUCGAAUACGCACAGGAAGCCACUUUUCUUUGCCACACGGGGCGUCUUGAUCGUUCUCGAACACGGGUGACUCUGGCUGCUGGGCUUCUGGCUCGUUUCGAGCGCGCUAGAAAGCCCGAAGACCUGGUUCAGUCGGUAUUCCUGUGCGGGGAUAUUUACGAACUCUGUCUCUCCCCAGCACCCCUUCUUCUGGCGCUCUACAGCACCUUCGUUCCCGCAUCCUUCACCUUGUUCAGAUAUCUGGAAGAACAACUCAUCCUAGAGGCGAGCAUUUCAAUGGGCAGUGAAGCGCUUGCCCUCUGUCCGCCAGGUCAUCCCAACCGCCCGCACUCCCUGAUCAAUCUCGCCUAUGCGAAAUACAUUCGCUUUAUCUAUGCCAAGCCACAAGGAAGCUCUAAGUCAGACGACGCCGUUGUCUCUCCUCGUGAAACCGUCGAAUCACUGCCCCCCGAAACUGCCGUUCGCGCUGAAGAGCCGCGCACUGAGUUCUUUGGCAGACGAGAAGAUAUAGACGACGUUAUCGCCUCUCUUCACGAAGCCGUUGAACUCCUGCCAUCCGGGGUCACCGUCCGUGCCGUAGCUCUCAGCAGGCUAGCGGAUGCCUUGUUCAUCCGCUUUGGUAUGCUACCCGAAGACUCUCUCGAUGACCUUGAGGAAUGCGUGGCACGCCACAAGGAAGCGCUGUCUGCUUACGGCCCUUGUGCGCCAGAAUGUGCGGAGAUACUCGAUAGGCUGUCCCUCUCACUCAAUGUGCGUUUCAUGGUCGUCGCACGUGACGAGCAGGAGGACUUGAGCAAGGCCAUAGACUACGGUGAAGAAGCGCUUGCGCUUUGUCGUCCAGGUCGUCCCCGCCGUGGACAUAUCUCGAGCCUUCUGUCAGAUGUACUCUAUCGACGAUUCUGUACCAAUAGCAAUAUGGAAGACUUAGAUCGUUCAAUCGCCUACUCACGGGAAACGCUCCAGAUGGCACCCGACUUGGUCGAUUCAAUCACUCUUUCGAACUCAAAAUCAGCUCUGGCACGCACCUUGAUGUUUCGCUUUAGUCUGACCGGUCAGCUAGACGAUAUCAGUGAUUCCAUCCGGUAUUCCUAUGAUACUCUGUCACUGUAUCCGAGAGGCCAUUCCCGCCGCCCAGGCGCUUUGGUUGACCUAUCGUUCCGUUUUGCCACUCGGUUCGUUGAGACGAAACAGCUUGGGGACGUGGAUAGCGGCAUCUCAUGUCUUCGCGAGGCAUUGUCUUUGCUGGCUCCCGAAUCUCCCGAACGUCUCGAAGUGUUGGAACAUCUGAAGGCACAUUUAUAUGUCCGUUACGGAGAGACGAAGGAUCCUCAAGAAAUGGAGGAGUGCGCACGGUACGCGGAGGAGGCACAUGCACUACGCCUUUAUUCGCCCACCAGCGUUACCGUCGAAUCCACUGUGGGCUUCCGACUCCAACAUGAGCUGACCGGCGAGUCUGAAUGGUUGGACAAAGCUGUUGACCACUUCCGGGGGGCCAUAUCCGAUUGGUCUAGUAUGGGCCAGCCAUAUCUUCACCCUGGUAUAUCGCUGUGCUACGCUGUGUUCAACCGAUAUGAAGCGUUUGGGAGAUUGGAGGACCUCGACGAGUGCAUUGAUCUGGCACGGAGGGUGCUGUCGUCCUAUCCUCCAGGAAUGAAUCACCUGGGACGUCGAAUACCAUUGCUGGCGCUAUAUAAGGCUCUUCUUCGAAGAUAUCUCGACACUGGCAGCGAGACAGAUAUCUCCGACGCCAUAUUUUAUGCUAGAGAGAGCGCUGUUUCUCAAUCAGGUUCUGGUCGUCUAGAGCGGCUUGAGGUCGCGAUAGAAUGGACGACAAUGGCCCAUUUAGAAAACCACCCUUCGACACUAGAGGCCUACCGUACAGGCCUUGAGCUGUUGGAGCAGUAUCUCACAUGCAUUCCGACGUUGGAAUUGCAGCACGAGGCAGUUCGAGAAGCCAAAUCUCUAUCUUCAAAUGCUGCAGCGUACGCAAUCGGCCAGGGAGAUCUUAAGCUCGCCGUCGAGAUGCUAGAGCAAGGCAGAGCAUUGCUCUGGUCCCAAGUCCGUCGUCUGCGCACUCCCCUCGACCAACUGGCCGCCGACGAAGGUUCGGUCCAUCUUCGGGACGCUUUCCUGGAGAAGAGUCGCGCAUUAGAGACGCUCAAUACUUCUGCGAGUCCAUUUGUAGGUGGUUCAGCCAUAGAGGAAAGCAGAGAUCCAUAUAGGCGUAUGCUGGAGACGAAAGAACGUCUGACGGCUGAACUGAACGGGGUCAUCGAGCAAAUUCGCAUCAAGCUCCCUGACUUUCUGAAGCUGCCCUCUUACGACAAACUCAAGGCGGUGUCAGCAGAAGGUCCGGUCAUCAUCGUCAACCGCAGCAUAUUUCGGUCAGACGCCAUCAUUCUUGGCCCGGGCGACAACAUCAGCAAUAUCCAGCUGUCCGACACCUUCUACAAGCAAUCCAUCGAACUAUCCAACAAGUUGCUCCAAGCGCGUCAGAUUUUAAAGUACUCGGCACAGAAGGAGUACGAUCGAGUCUUGCGGCUCACUCUCAAAACUCUCGGCAAUCUUCUCGUCGAUCCCGUCGUGGGGAUGCUCAAGGAGCUCGGAGUCGAGGAAGGGUCUCGGAUAUGGUGGUGCCCGACGUCUGUGGUGUCGGCUCUCCCGCUCCACGCUGCAGGUCCGCUCACGAUGCCAGGGCCGAGAUCCUCCAAGACGAAGGUGUACCUCCCGGACCUGUAUAUCCCAUCCUACACUCCAACGCUCACUGCGCUUAUCGAAGCCCGGACGGCGCCUGCUGGUGGAUACCGACCGGUAGAGCACGCAGGCAUUCUUGGGGUCGCGCUGCUCGACGAGUCGCUACAAGCGGUGGCUGACGAAGUGGAGGUCCUUCGCACACGCUUCACGGAAGACAAGCUAACACUUGCCAUCGGAAGUGGGUGCAACCGUGAUGCGGUGGUCGCCGGUCUUGCAGAACGACCAUGGGUGCACUUUGCCUGCCACGGGACACUCAAAGCGAGUGAGCCUUUCGACUCGGCGCUCAUCCUCUCGGGGGACGAACGGCUCACGCUGCUGGACAUUGUUAAAGUGGGCCUGCACAACGCCGAGCUAGCCGUCUUGUCGGCAUGUCACACCGCGGAACAAACGCAGGGCAGUGCGAUGGACGAGGCACUUCACCUGGCAGCGGCGAUGCAGUUCUCGGGCUUCCGGAGCGUAGUGGGGACGGUGUGGCAGAUGCGCGAUGAAGAUGGGCCGACGCUCGCCGAAUAUUUUUAUCGCGCAUUGUUCGAAGAGCGAGGCGACGAAGACAUACCUCAUGCAUCAGAGGUUGGGUUCAAGAAGGCGGCGAGAGCAUUGUGCUCAGCUACGAAGGAGAUGCGGCGAAGAAAGGUUAGUUUGGAGAGAUGGGUCAAUUUCGUGCAUAUCGGAGCUUGA
Phanerochaete carnosa HHB-10118-sp is the source of this 4023-nucleotide messenger RNA. RefSeq lists its product as uncharacterized. The record is from RefSeq and is a predicted model, not a curated record. Bases 1 to 4023 code for a protein of 1340 amino acids. Lineage: Eukaryota; Fungi; Basidiomycota; Agaricomycetes; Polyporales; Phanerochaetaceae. The transcript has 2 exons. Gene Ontology annotation, molecular function: protein binding.